This is a messenger RNA of Sphenostylis stenocarpa, 675 nucleotides long. NCBI's taxonomy places the organism in Eukaryota, Viridiplantae, Streptophyta, Magnoliopsida, Fabales, Fabaceae. The record is from the annotation of a GenBank genome assembly.
AUGGGAAGGCCACGUAUCAGGUUGUGCUUUGGUCACGCCACGCCUCGUGUUCGAGCCUGUUCUGCAUCUACUUUUCGGUCCAAGUCCCCCUCCUCUGCUUCUAUCAAAUAUGCAAACAGAACUGAGUAUUCAGACAACGCAGGCCACGGCUCUAACGGGGCUGAAUCAGGGAAUAAGAUAAUGGUGGUUGUGGAUUCUAGCUUUGAAGCUAAGGGGGCUCUUGAUUGGGCACUUUCUCACACUGUUCAAAGCCAGGACACUCUUGUUCUUGUUCAUGUUCAUGUCACCAGACCCAACAGGGAAGAUACGGAAUCUGGGGGGAAGUUUAAUGUGAAGGCUUAUCAACUUCUCCUUGAUUUGAAAAGUAUCUGCGAAACGAAGAGACCCGGGGUGGUGGUGAAUGUAGUGAUGGUGGAAGGAGAGGAAAAGGGUGUUGCCAUAGUGGAAGAGGCAAAGCAACAGAGGGUGUCAUUGUUGGUUGUGGGACAAAGAAAGCGAUCCUUCUUGUGGUGCAUCAUGCGAAGAUGGGUGCGAAAGGGAACACGACCUGGUUUCGUCGAGUAUUGUAUACACAACUCUCCCUGCAUGACUAUUGCGAUCAGGAGGAAGAAUAAGAAACAUGGAGGCUACUUGAUUACUACCAAACGCCAUAAAAAAUUUUGGCUUCUGGCUUAG